AGCGCACGCGCUACUCUGUUCCCGAUUGCGACAAGGGGGGUGCGGCUGUAAUCAUGGAUCCCAGUAUACUCGCCACCAUGGACAAGGACGCACUGAAGAAGCAGAUCGAGAACAUGAAGUACCAGGCGUCCAUGGAACGGUGGCCUCUGUCAAAGAGCAUCGCGGCAAUGCGAGAGUACGUGGAAGAGAAUGAGAAGAAUGACCCGCUGAUACACGCGCCCGACAAGAAGAACAAUCCGUGGGCCGAGAAAGGCAAGUGCAUAAUCAUGUAAUCGGGGCCAACAGCAGAGGAAGAGCAGCAGAAGAAGAAGGAAGCGUGCAUAUAAACCGAGAAGAAGACGAACCGAUCGUUCAUCCGCGGCGAAGGGAAUCUUAGACAGAAAUCACGAGAAGGAAAAGAAGGAAGUGGAGCGAAAAAAAAGAGGAAGAAAUGCCGGUAGACGUCCGCUCUGAUUCGAUCGCGGAUUUAUUCGAUCGUCGAAACGAUUGUCGAUCGGUCACUGAAGUAAAUAAUGUGGCUAUGAAUCGAUCUCGUAAUCGAUUCGUCAAUCAAAAAUCGGGCGAAUCGUUUACCGGAUUCCAUUCCUUCGGGACUGCUUUUCCAUCGCGCGGCGUGCGGCUCUGACGCUAAUUCUCGAUUCGUGUCGUUCUACGAGGUGUAUUGUCCCUCCCUAAUCGUGCCAUAAUUCGCCAUGAUUGUUGUUUAUAAAGAUAUUUCGAGAUAGUCUCGAAGUCUGUGCAUUGAUCGGCACGUGGACACAGGGAAAUGGAAAAGAAGGAAGAAAAACGAAGAAAACGAGCCGAUGAUUCGAUCGUACGAUCUUAUCGUUAUUCAAUUUUCUGAAACGAUCGCGAUAAAAUACGUGCAAAAUUUCAUCAGUUUUCACAUUCGCGUAAAGAACCGAAGAAGAAUAAAGACAAGAAAUAAAAAAGGGAGAAGAGGAAGUCGGAAAAUCUAUUGGGUGAAAUACUUUCACCCGGUGGAAGCUGUCUGAAAUGAUCGACGUCGAAUCAAUCGCCGCAUGCCACGUGACGUCGCGUUGCACAUCUCACUCGCCAAUGCACUUGCCGUGUAAAACUCUCCCCAUUCACUGAUGAUCUAUCAUAAAUGCAAUUUUCUCUAAUGUUACAUAUACAUAUAUAUUAUACAUGACACAUACAGUUAUUAUUAUGAUAAUUAUAAUUACUCUUGUAUAUGUAUCUCUGCGCGAAUUUCUUACCGAAAAUAUAAUAUGACCAGCGACUGAAA
Molecule: messenger RNA, 1249 nt
Organism: Camponotus floridanus (Florida carpenter ant)
Lineage: Eukaryota; Metazoa; Arthropoda; Insecta; Hymenoptera; Formicidae
Gene: Ggamma30A
Product: guanine nucleotide-binding protein subunit gamma-e
Exons: 2
Coding region: 54-272 (72 amino acids)
Biological process (GO): phospholipase C-activating G protein-coupled receptor signaling pathway; sensory perception of taste
Cellular component (GO): heterotrimeric G-protein complex
Molecular function (GO): G-protein beta-subunit binding
Source: RefSeq, a predicted model, not a curated record